Molecule: messenger RNA, 1544 nt
Organism: Pogoniulus pusillus (Red-fronted tinkerbird)
Lineage: Eukaryota; Metazoa; Chordata; Aves; Piciformes; Lybiidae
Gene: HES4
Product: hes family bHLH transcription factor 4
Biological process (GO): regulation of neurogenesis; anterior/posterior pattern specification; regulation of transcription by RNA polymerase II
Cellular component (GO): nucleus
Molecular function (GO): RNA polymerase II cis-regulatory region sequence-specific DNA binding; protein dimerization activity; DNA-binding transcription factor activity, RNA polymerase II-specific
Source: RefSeq, a predicted model, not a curated record
CCACUGUCACCACCGUUUCCCACCACAACCCCCCCCCACACACACACAUAGACGCACCUCCACCACCCUCCGUCAUCUUCAACCCGCACCAUGCCCGCCGAUACGGGCAUGGAGAAACCGACCGCCUCACCCAUCGCGGGCGCACCGGCCAACGCCAGCCACACGCCGGAUAAACCCCGGAGCGCCAGCGAGCACCGGAAGUCCUCCAAGCCCAUCAUGGAAAAACGGCGCCGGGCACGGAUCAAUGAGAGCUUGGGGCAACUGAAGACCCUCAUUUUGGAUGCCCUCAAGAAGGAUAGCUCCCGGCACUCCAAGCUGGAGAAGGCAGACAUCCUGGAGAUGACCGUCAAGCACCUACGAAACCUUCAGCGGGUGCAGAUGACAGCUGCUCUCAGCGCCGACCCCACCGUCCUUGGCAAGUACCGAGCCGGAUUCAACGAGUGCAUGAACGAGGUGACGCGGUUCCUGUCCACCUGCGAAGGGGUCAACACCGACGUGCGCACCCGCCUCCUCAGUCACCUCUCGGCUUGUCUGGGUCAGAUCGUGGCCAUGAACUACCUGCCGCCGCCGCCACCACCGCCACCGUCCAGCCAGCCCGCACAUCUGGCACAACAACCUCUGCACGUCCAGCUGCCCCCCGCAGCAGCCGGAGCCGUGCCCGUGCCCUGCAAACUGAACCCUGCUGAAGCUUUGUCCCCUAAAGUCUACGGGGGCUUCCAGCUCGUCCCGGCUACCGACGGCCAGUUUGCUUUUCUCAUCCCAAACCCGGCCUUUCCUCCCAACUCUGGACCAGUUAUUCCCCUCUAUGCCAACGCUAACGUCCCGGUGUCCUCGGGCAGCAGCAGCAGCCAGCAGCUCUGCCACCCCAUCGGCAUCCCCUGUGCAGGGCUUGACAUCAUUUGGGGGCAGAUUGUUCCAGCGUCCCAGGCGGGAAGCCCCAUCGGAGAGCGCAGUGAAUCGGUCUGGAGGCCUUGGUGACUUAACCUAAAACUCGAUGAUGAUGAUGAUGAUUUUUUAACCCUUAAAAAAAAAAAAGCAGCAAACCUCUUUUGUUGGCUCCGUUGUAUGGAGCCCUGUUACCUUUGGGGAGUUUUGUUUUGUUUGGGCUUUUUUUUUCUGUCGUUUGUUUUGUUUUGUUGGUUUUUUUUUUUAAGCAGAUUUAAAAGAAAAAAGAGAGAAGGAAAAAAAAAAGGACCUGGCUAUGACCCUUGCUAUUUAUUCUUUUCAGAGGUUGGGAUUUCAAGUUGUAUUUUUACUCCUUUCAAAUGCCUUUAUUUGAGAUACAUUUUUAUAUAUAAAAAAAAAAAGGUGGAGGAGGAAGGGGGGAAAAAAAAAUUAAACAACAAAAAAAGAGGGAGGGGAAAAAUGAAAUGAGAAAUAGUUUUGUAACGAAAUAUUCCAAAAGUAUAAUGCCAAAGUUGUUUGUAUCCUGUUUGUCUGUGUGUGUGUGUGUGCCUGUGGUGAAGACUUCCAAACAAAAGAAGAAAAGGACAAAAAAAAAAUUAAUUUACAGGUGUUUAAAUAAAUAAAUUCUUUGAAAUAGA